Messenger RNA from Oncorhynchus masou masou (cherry salmon), 3927 nucleotides. Its product is annotated as protein yippee-like 2. The transcript has 5 exons. NCBI's taxonomy places the organism in Eukaryota, Metazoa, Chordata, Actinopteri, Salmoniformes, Salmonidae. The record is from RefSeq and is a predicted model, not a curated record. Bases 280 to 639 code for a protein of 119 amino acids.
UGCGCGCUUAAAAACAUUGCGUCUGCACGAUUGCCAGGACUGGAGAGGAAAUUUACCUAGAAAGAAAUGCAAAGACGGAUUUAGGUUUGGCUUUGCUACGAGGAAAACGAGGAGGCGCGAUUUUUUUAAGUGAUCAACAUAUUUUUCAUAUAUUCAAAGGUGUGUGCCUCCCGCCCCGCCCCCACCACGGCCCUUACCUGUGUGUUGCGGUGCUUCCCCUGCGAGCCUAGCUGGGCCGGCAGCCCUUUCCUGCACCGCCCCCCCACCCCGCCCCACCCUAUGGUCAGGAUGACACGCUCCAAGACCUUCCAGGCCUACCUGCCCAGCUGCCACCGAACUUACAGCUGCAUCCACUGCAGAGCACACCUGGCUAACCACGACGAGCUCAUCUCCAAGUCUUUCCAGGGGAGCCAAGGCAGAGCUUAUUUGUUCAACUCAGUGGUGAACGUGGGGUGCGGGCCGGCGGAAGAGAGGGUCUUGCUCACGGGGCUGCAUGCUGUGGCAGAUAUCUACUGUGAGAACUGCAAGACAACUCUGGGUUGGAAAUAUGAGCAUGCCUUUGAGAGCAGUCAGAAGUACAAGGAGGGGAAGUUCAUCAUCGAGCUGGCCCACAUGAUCAAGGACAACGGCUGGGACUGAAAGACGAAGCGCCGUCCUUGACUCGGUUAGGGGUUGAAUGGGGGUGGAUGGGAGGGAAGGGGGUGAGUGUGUGACUUUGAUUUACCAUGGACCUCUGUCCUCCCCUCCUGUUGACACACCAGCAGCCUCCAGGGUGGAGGUAGUAGGGGAGUGUGUGUGUGUGGCUGUAGUAGCAGCCUGACCUGCCCCUCUGGGUUCUGUGUGUGUCUGGACUGGAGGAGGAUGUCAUUGGGGAUGGAUGGACACCACCAGACACACGCACAAUGGCAAGCAAACACACACACGUGCACACACACAAACAAACAAACAUGCAUGUCCCAGACCAACAUCCCAGCCUGAUGUGUAGCUCUUCAGAUGGAGAGCCAGGCCAAGGCCAGUGUUGUUGUGUUACUAACUAUGUUAGGGCUGGCUGGCCUGCAGUGUGAGGAGAGACCAGGCCUUGGCAGGGUCAGUAGCCUUGUGUUAAAGAGUUGAUGGGAGCUCUCGUCUGUAUGUGAAUGAGAUGGCCUAAAAUGAUUAUCCCCAAAUCCAUCUGAUCUAAUCCACCCAAGGCCGUGCCAGUUGGGACAAUGAUGAGGCCUCUGGGGGCUGGGUGAGGGAAGGGUUAAGGGAAGGAGGAUGAGGGAGAGGGCAGGUCCUUAUUCUGGAUUCUAGUCCACCCUGGUUGUGAGUUUGUAGUAGCAGCUGGUUGCACAGCUGUGUGAUCCACUCUAGGUUUCAGCGGCAGCAGUUGUUGUUGUGAGAGUCAGGAUGAUAGGGAGUGUGGAGGAUUUAAGUCUAAACUCUGAGAAGAAUCUGCUCAGUCAGUGUUUCGUCUUUCUCCAUCAUCCGUAGACGCCUGAAAUCAUGUCUUGUGAUGUUUGGAUCCUUCAUGUGUUGUGUCUGAUGUAAGUCAGGAUACAUUUACCAUCACCACUAUGGAUUAAACUGAACAUCUUUGACUUUUGAAGCUCUGACUUGAACAGGCUUGGAGAUUGGUUCUAGUGGUUUGGCCACUGAAGCAGUUAGGAUGUGGAGGCCUUUAGGAGAUGCUUUUAUGGCGUUCUGAAAGGUUGAUGUUCUGAAGCUUUCUUUCAAUCUGGGAUGACAAUAGCAGUUCAUAGAUUGUUACACACACUAAUUUACUACCUGGCCCUCACUUAAAACACUGAACAGCAAAGCUGUACAGUGGACCUGUGGAUUUUCUGAACAGAAGCCAACUAAGCAACACAAAUAAUCAAACUAACGUCCCUGGUUUCCACGGCAACUGACUGGCAGUCGAGACUUCCAGUCAGAGGCUGUAGACGUCCCUAGCACAACCAAAGAACCCACCCAUCUACCAUAAAUUGACCAAACACACACACAUAAUAUAUAUAAAAGAUGUUUGCUUGGGUCAAAAUGUUGCCAAACAUGGGGUUGAGAAUUGUUGUUAAAAGCCAAGGUUAUGGAUAGCCUUUCUCUUUUUGUGAUAUAAUGCAUUAUGAUUUUUGUAAAUGACAGAUCUUAAUAUACAGUGCCUUCGGGAAAAUAUUCAGACCCCUAGACUUUUCCCACAUUUUGUUAGGUUCCAGCCUUAUUCUAAAAUGGAUUACAUUGUUUCCCCCCCUCAUCAAUCUACACACAAUAUCCCAUAAUGACAAAGCAAAGAGGUUUUCAGACAUAGCUAAUUUAUUGAAAAAAAUAAUAAUAAAUUUGACAAAAGUAUUCAGACCCUUUACUCAGUACUUUGUUGAAGCACCUUUUGGCAGGGAUUACAGCCUUGAGUCUUCUUGGAUGUGACGCUACAAGCUUGGCACACCUGUAUUUGGGGAGUUAAUCCCAUUAUUCUCUGCAGAUCUUUCAAGCUAUGUCAGGUUUGUUGGGGAGCUUUGCUGCACAGCUAUUUCCAGGUCUCUCCAGAGAUGUUCGGUCAGGUUUAAGUCCAGGCUCUAGCUGGGCCACUCAAGGACAUUGAGACUUGUCCCGAAACGUUGUCUUGGCUGUGUGCUUAGGGUCGUUGUCCUGUUGGAUGGUGAACCUUUGCCCCAGUCUGAGGUCCUGAGCACUCUGGAGCAGGUUUCAUCAAGGAUCUCUCUGUACUUUGCUCCGUUCAGCUUUGCCUCGACCCUGACUAGUCUCCCAGUCCCUGCCGCUGAAAAACAUGCCCACAGCAUGAUUCUGCCACCACCAUGCUUCACCGUAGGGAUGGUGCCAGGUUUCAUCAGACCAGAGAAUCUUGUUUCUCAUGGUCUCUGAGAGUCCUUUAGAUGCCUUUUGGCAAACUCCAAGCGGGCUGUUGUGUUUUUUUACUGAGGACUGGGUCCUUCUGGCCACUCUACCAUAAAGGCCUGAUUGGUGGAGUGCUGCAGAGAUGGUUGUCUUUCUGGAAAGUUCUCCCAUCUCCACAGAAAAACUCUAGAGCUCUGUCUGUGACUAUUGGGUUCUUGGUCACCUCCCUGAUCAAGGCCCUUCUCCCCCGAUUGCUCAGUUUGUCUGGGGAACCAGCUCUAGAGUCUCGGUGGUUCCAAACUUCUUCCAUUUAAGAAUGAUGGAGGCACUGUGUUCUUGGGGACCUUCAAUGCUGCAGAAAUAUUUUGGUACCCUUCCCCAGAUCUGUGCCUUGACGCAUUCUUGUCUCUGCGCUCUAUGGACAAUUCCUUCGACCUCAUGGCUUGGUUUUUGCUCUGACAUGCACUAUCCAUUGUGGGGCCUUUAUAUAUAGACAGGUGUGUGCCUUUCCAAAUCAUGUCCAAUGAAUUGAAUUUACCACAGGUGGACUCCAAUCAAGUUGUAGAAACAGCUCAAGGAUUAUCAAUGGAAACCGGAUGCACCUGAGCUCAAUUUCGAGUCUCAAGGCAAAGGGUCUGAAUACUUAUAUAAAUAAGGUAUUUCUGUUUUGUAUUUUUUUUAUAAAUUAGCAAAACUCUAACCUUUUUUCGCUUUAUCAUUAUUGGGUAUUGUGUGUAGAUUGCUGAGGAUUUGUACAAAUUUAAUCAAUUUUAGAAUAAUGCUGUAAUGUAACAAAAUGUGGAAAAAGUCAAGGGGUUUGAAUACUUUCCGAAGGCACUGUAUACAUAAAUUAUAAUAUAUGUACAUUUGUCUGUGUUACUAAAUGUAAAUAGUAAUAUGUAUUGUCUCUUAUCUAUGAUCGUUAUAUGAUUUGGAUACUUGCCAUGCUUUCUCUGGUAUAGCCCUCGUCGGUUGAACAAUAUUUACUACUUUUUUACUCUUUGAAAAUGUUUCAAUUUUAGUGUCUUUUGUAAAAGGAGGAGAUAGGAGUGACAAUAUCAUCGGAACUUGAUCAAUUAAAGCAUCACCUUGAUACCUGUA